AUGGAGAACAGCCCGGCAAGGCGACCAGCAUCCCAGCUAAUUGCUGGGUUUGCGUCGCCUUCGGCACCAGCCAGCUCACGAAGUAUUAUGCAACAAUCUUUCCUCUCUGUCCGGCCUCAGCAGCCAACACACGAUGCCGAGAAGGAUGAACUGCGCGUACAAGUCAGUACGCUCACAUACGAGCUCGCCAAUAUAAAGCAGGAGCGAGAGAUGGAGGUUAUCCGUUUCGAGAAAGAGACGAGAAGCCUUCAGUUGAAGGCCGACGCGGACUUUCGCAAAGCUCAGGCAGCCGAAUCCGCCAGUCUCCGGGCUACUGCGAAAACCGAAGCUUUAGCGAAAGAAUUGAAAGAAACCCAAGAGCAAUCAUUGAGUGACAAAGCGGGAUUUGAGCGCAAGAUUAGGGAUCUGCAGGAUGAAAGGCAAAACAUCCAGGAAGAGCUCAAUGACACCCAAGCCCAACUUUCCGACCAAGAGCGCCAGUACAAGUACCAAAUCCACGAACUCGAAACCGUUCGCGCGUCCCUUCAGAAAACGAUCGAAGAAUUUCAGCAUGAUCUCCAAGAAGCACGCAACGCUCAACAGAUGACCCAGGAAAAGUUGUCCGAGCGUGAGGCCGAGGUGGCAGAUCUCGAAUCCCAAAAUAUCAAAUUGAAGGCCGAAGGCAGCGACGCAGAGGCUCUGGCAGUUAUCAAGCGCGAGCUGUCCGAUCAGGUCAACCACAUUCGUGAGCUCGAAUCAACGAAUCGAGAUCAGACAAUAGAAUUGCGCCAUCUGCGAAAGGUGCAGAAAAAUGUCGAAGUGGUUGAGGAACAGAAGAGAACCCUCGAAAACCAGCUCCAGCUGAUGAGCGGGCUGGAGGCGGAACUUAGUACCGUGCAAAUUCAGAAACGGGUCCUGGAGGACGAGCGACAGUCAUGGGCCAGCCUCCUGCAGGAAACUGACCAGCCCAUGGAAUUUGAUUCCCCAGAGGCAGUGGUCAGGGCUCUUGUCCAAGAGCAGAUUGAAAAAGCCACUCUAGUUGACCGACUCGGAACCGUUGAUGCGCAAUUCUUGGAAAAGGAUGAAGUGAUUACCAGUCUCGAGAAAGAGAAGGUCUCACUUCGUCAGGAGCUGGAGAAGCUUCGCAUUGCCGGAAGCAUUUCUGCGGGUGCAUCAGCACCAGCUGUGGCAGAGGCUCGUGUUCGCUCCCGGUUGGAGAGACAGCGUGCUCUAGCCGUUAAGGAGGUUGAAUAUCUACGAGCGCAACUCAAGACCUUCGACACGGAGGAAGAGACUAUGAACACCGAACAAGGCACGUACGACGAACAAAAGUCGGCACGAAUCGCACAGCUGGAACAGUUAGUUGACGAGUACCGCAACGAGCUUCAAAAGGCGCAUGAAGAACUUUCCAAGCGGGAGGUACCUCCGCCACAGGAGGAGGCUCAACCUCGGGGGACAAAGCGUCCCCUCUCGCCCGCCGAUAGUGACGCCGAAAACGAGCGUUUCGCAGUGUUGACUCGGAAGCACCGAAAACUUCAAGAGUCGUUCUCCAAAUCACAACAGGCUACAAUGCUGGCCAAACGAGAACUAGAUGCUGCCAAAUCUCAAAUCAAAUCUCUAAAGUCCAAAUCCCACACGCGGAUUCUGGAACUUCGUGAAAACCCGACUGCAGAAGCAGAGAAGAUCAAGAUGACCACCUUGAACACGCUGCGCUCGGAGAACCAGGCUCUCCUAGCCCAGCUCCGCGGUGAACACUCCGGCGUUAAAGUAGUCCCUAUCAGCACACUCGACAACCUCAAUCUCGAAAUGCAGGAAAUGGAGCGAGUCGUGGCAGACAAGGAGAAGCGCAUGCGUCGUUUCAAGGAAAUUUUUACCGCCAAAUCGUCCGAAUUCCGGGAAGCCGUCGCCUCUCUGUUGGGCUACAAGCUUGACUUCCUUCCAAAUGGUCGUGUCCGCGUUACAUCAAUGUUCCAUCUAUCAGCCGCAUACCGCCAUGGUGACAGCGAUGCUCCCUCCGAUGCUCGCGGGCCUGGCAGCAUGGGCAACGGCGAGGAGAACUCGAUUGUCUUUGAUGGAGAGAAUGGCACGAUGAAGAUCUCCGGUGGCCCGAAUAGUCUUUUCGCGCUGGAAAUCAAGCCUCUGAUCAAGUUCUGGGUUGAGGAGAGGAAGGAUAUCCCUUGCUUUUUGGCGGCGAUGACGCUUGAUUUCUAUGAUAAGACAACCAGGGCUGCAAGAAUAUAG
This is a messenger RNA of Penicillium subrubescens, 2220 nucleotides long. Its product is annotated as coiled-coil domain-containing protein MAD1. Gene Ontology annotation, cellular component: nuclear envelope; kinetochore; mitotic spindle. The coding region runs from base 1 to 2220 and encodes 739 amino acids. The record is from RefSeq and is a predicted model, not a curated record. Gene Ontology annotation, biological process: attachment of mitotic spindle microtubules to kinetochore; mitotic spindle assembly checkpoint signaling. The transcript has 3 exons. Lineage: Eukaryota; Fungi; Ascomycota; Eurotiomycetes; Eurotiales; Aspergillaceae.